This is a messenger RNA of Oreochromis aureus, 3686 nucleotides long. RefSeq names its product YTH N(6)-methyladenosine RNA binding protein 1 (gene ythdf1). Gene Ontology annotation, cellular component: cytoplasm. The record is from RefSeq and is a predicted model, not a curated record. The coding region runs from base 357 to 2189 and encodes 610 amino acids. Gene Ontology annotation, molecular function: mRNA binding; N6-methyladenosine-containing RNA reader activity. The transcript is spliced from 6 exons. Gene Ontology annotation, biological process: mRNA destabilization. NCBI's taxonomy places the organism in Eukaryota, Metazoa, Chordata, Actinopteri, Cichliformes, Cichlidae.
UUCCGCCCCGCAGACCCCGGAUGAAGCUGCCGUUUGGGGCAAGUGAAGCAGGGCCACUGAGGCUGGUCGGGUUUUAAUUUAGCAGAGAGGGGGGUCGGAGCGGAUCGGAGCCCCGCUGGAUUAAUGUGGACAGGGCAGCGCGGAGUGCCAGCAGGGCUACGAGGAGCAAACACUCCGGGUCGAGCAGAGACACCGGCUAAAAGCUGCUGCUAACUCUGUUUAACUGUUAGCAGCAAAGUAACGCAGAGCAAGCAGCCAGCUUCUCCGGCUAAUAGCCUCUCCACACCGCGGAGUGUGCAGCUCACACACGGCACGUCUCAUCGGAGCUCCAGUCUAACACAGCACCUGGUGGAUGAAUGAUGUCUGCCGCUAGCAUUGACCCUCAGACAUCGAAAGGACAAGAUGCAAGCAAAGCCUUUCCAGUUUCGGUGCAGAAUGGCUCCCUCCAUCAGAAGGAUGCUGUCCAUGAUAAUGACUUUGAGCCCUAUCUUACCGGCCAGUCCAGUCAGAAUAACAGUUAUCAGUCCAUGACAGACCCUUACCUGUCCAGCUACUAUGCCCCCUCUAUUGGAUUUCCUUAUCCUCUCAGUGAGGCUCCUUGGUCUACAGGAGGCGAUCCGCCGAUUCCCUACUUGACACCCUAUGCCCCGCUCAGCAAUGGAGACCACCACUUCAUGCACGACACUGUGUUUGGGCAGCCGGGCGGGCUCAGCAGCAGCAUUUACCCUCACAGGUUUAACUUCUUCCCAGAGAAUCCGGCGUUCUCUGCUUGGGGCACCAGUGGUUCUCAGGGACAGCAGACUCAGAGCUCAGCCUACGGGGGGAGCUACAGCUACCCACCAAGCUCACUUGGAGGCACUUUAGUCCCUGAUGGCCAGACAGGUUUCCAUAGUGACACCCUAAGCAAGGCCCCAGGUAUGAACAGCAUAGAGCAGGGCAUGUUGGGCCUCAAAAUAGGCGGGGACGUGACCGGAAGUGGCUCAGGUGUGAAGAGUGCAGGCUCCGUGAUCGGUGGCAGCGGCAGUGUAGCGGCUGCUGUUGCCACGGGCAACGGUGGCACACCAAUGGGAAUGCCCCCUCCGAAGCCGACAUCAUGGGCUGCAAUCGCUAGUAAACCCGCCAAGCUGCAGCAACAAAAGACCAAGAACAAGCCUCCUAUAGUCGGAGGACCUCUGCCUCCACCUCCCAUCAAACACAGCAUGGACAUUGAUACGUGGGACAAUAAAGGGACUGCGACCAAGAUGGCCCCUCCUUUACCCCACCACCACCAACAGCACCAGCCCCAGCUUCACUCCCAUGCUCCCAGUCUCUUGCCUCCCCUUCAACAAUCUCUGCAUUCUGCCCAGUCCCUGGUGCAGCAGAUGACCCUGCAGGGCCCUCCUCCACCUCCUCCUCAUUCCUACCAGAACCACAACUCUGCUCCCACACCUCAGACCCGCUGGGUAGCCCCACGCAACCGCAACUUGUGCUAUGGCGGAGGAAGCUUGGACAGCAGUGGCUCCUCCAACGGCGGUGGUGUUGGUAAUGGAGGGGGUGGGGUGGGGCCUCCAGACCUGGGAUCAGAGUCCCACCCUGUGCUGGAGAAACUGCGAGCGGCCCACAGCUACAACCCCAAGGACUUUGACUGGAACCUGAAAAACGGCCGCGUGUUUAUCAUUAAAAGCUACUCCGAGGACGACAUCCACCGCUCCAUCAAGUACUCCAUCUGGUGCAGCACGGAGCACGGCAACAAGCGCCUGGACUCAGCCUACAGAGCCAUGAACUCUAAAGGGCCCGUCUACUUGCUGUUCAGCGUCAACGGCAGCGGGCAUUUCUGCGGCGUGGCGGAGAUGCGCUCGCCGGUGGACUACGGCACCAGCGCAGGUGUGUGGGCGCAGGACAAGUGGAAGGGCAAGUUUGAUGUGAACUGGUUGUUUGUUAAGGACGUGCCUAAUAGCCAGCUGCGCCACAUCCGCCUGGAAAACAACGACAACAAGCCGGUCACCAACUCACGUGACACUCAAGAGGUUCCUCUGGAAAAAGCAAAGCAGGUGCUCAAGAUUAUCGCCCAGUACAAACACACCACCUCCAUCUUCGACGACUUUUCCCACUACGAGAAGAAGCAAGAGGAAGAGGAGGUGGUGAAAAAGAGCUACGAGCCUGCCUCAAUACAGAGUCGAUCCCGAAUCGAUCAGGAUCGUCAGAAGUAAGCUAUAGAAGUGUCUUCUGAAAGCUCAGCCGACGGUUGUGUUUGAAUGGACAUGCUGAAAUCUAGGUUUAAAAAGAAAACACAAGGACACACACAAACACACAAAAAAAAUCUGAAAACGAAUAUUUUUUUUCUAUUUAAUUUUUGCGACCAAACUAUUUGAGCCACCAGUUCCAGUCUUCGAUAUGCGUGCAGGGAUGAAGCUCGUUCCACCAGAUGAAUCGCUUCAAUAAUAUCUAUUUUCUUGUUUUUUCUGUAUUUUUUAGCCUUAUAAAUCUCUAUCGCUACCCUCGAACUUCUGAAAUUGGUAACUAAUUCUAAAUAUCUGCACAUCUGUUUGGAAAAAUCUCUCGACAACAUGCUGCUGAUAUUCAGUGACUGUUCACUUUGUGGUUUGUGUGUUGGAGAAAUGUUAAGUGCUUGUAUUGAUUUAUCUUAAUGAGUGAACAACAACUUUAUUGACAAAUGUCUGCUAUCUGUAUGUGGCCAGUUGUAUUUUGUAUUAUCAUAAGACAAAAUAAUAACUUCUAUCAUGCCCCCUCCUCCUCCUCCUCCUGUUUUUUUUUUUUUUUUUUUUCCUUCAUGUGAGGGGUCUCUGAAGGUUUCUAUAUGCAUAGACAUAAUUGUGCAAAGGUGGUGGCAUUAGAAGGCAUAAAUGUUAGAAGAAUAUUUUGAAGGAUGUAUCACCAGGUUUAACAUAAUGUUGAGAAAAUGUGGGAUUUUGUCAUUACAGGGUGGAGCCGUAACAUUUCUUUGCAGCGGUAGUGUGGAUUAAUUUUUAUUUCCAGUACUGUACCUCAAUUUUUUUUUUCAAGCUAGAGAUUCAGGGAAAAUAAGUCUGAAGAUCAAACGCUCUUAAAGGUGGUCCUGCUCUCACUAACAAUGGAAAUUCAAACAAUACUGUUUAAGUUGAUUUUUUUUUUUUUUUUUUUUUUUUAAAUCAACACAGGAUCUGCUUUCUUCCCCCUUUCUCUGUUUAUGAAAUUCUGGGCAAUGUAGCAUGUACUGCUUUUAGAACUCAAGCCAGGCCCGUCGUUUAGUUUUAUUUGUUCUUUCUUAACAUUAUAAUAAUCUUUUCAUCAUUUCCAUCGCUAUAACCUUCAUCCUCGGAAAAUGUAAGCUUUAAUGUACCGGCAUUUCUAACUGAGAUCGCCUCAAAAUGUUUAACUGUAGCAUUAUACUUAACUGAUUUAUUGUCAAGUGUAUGAAAACGCAGAGACUAGCCUAUAUGGUAUAUGUUUGUGACUUUUUGUUAUUUUCUUUUUUAAUUGCUUGCUGUAUUGUGUGUGGGUGUGUGCGUGGGUGUGUCUGUAUGCGAGUGGAAGAAAAAGAGAGGGACUGUGGAGCAAUCAGAAUUAUAUAAUGGUAUUGGAAUAUAGAAAAUUUAUGCAAAAAAAAAGUUUUAAGUCACCCUUGAAUUAAAUAUCUAUUGUAUCAGAGGUCACUAUCACAUUCUUAGAUUUGAUCAUGCUCAUUAUUAAAGACAUACUUAUCUGUU